Glycine soja is the source of this 2290-nucleotide messenger RNA. Its product is annotated as heparanase-like protein 2. Gene Ontology annotation, molecular function: beta-glucuronidase activity. NCBI's taxonomy places the organism in Eukaryota, Viridiplantae, Streptophyta, Magnoliopsida, Fabales, Fabaceae. Gene Ontology annotation, cellular component: membrane; plant-type cell wall. The transcript is spliced from 10 exons. The record is from RefSeq and is a predicted model, not a curated record. The coding region runs from base 476 to 2119 and encodes 547 amino acids.
CAGUUGCUUGCACCGUUAGCUGAGUUGUUUGCUUUCCAAAAACGAUGCAUACCUUCAACCACUCUACCACAACCACACCUAAAUUUGGAGGCAACAACAAUUACCUCAUGAGAAAACCCCUUCAGCUAAAAAAAAUUAAAUGUUUCAGUGCUUGUGAGUUGUGUCACCACCCACCUGAGACAAACCUAUCCAACUAACUAACAUCACGACAAUGUUGUCCUUCUUCAUGGCACCUUCGCCAUCAUAAACCUUUCCCUUUCCACUGGGGCAGUACGAGGCAAGGAAAGUGCUCCUUCUUUGGCAGUUACAUUACAUGAUACAUUAUUAUUAUUAUUAGUGUUGUCUAUUUUCACGCUUCAUGCUUCACAAUUGAGCUUCACUUUUCUCCUUAAAGGCUGUGCUGGAUUGAAAGUUCAGAACAUUGAAAACAAGGUUCAGUUAAUUGGACUUGGAUGCUGUUGUAAUUGAUCCACUCAUGGGAAUCCACCUCGCCUUGUUUCUCUUUCUGGCUUUUCUUCGAAUGACUUUAUCUCAAGAUAUUGAACAUGGUUCAAUUCUAGUAGAUGGAAUUCAAGCAAUUGCUGAAACUGAUGAUAAUUUCAUCUGUGCUACUAUUGAUUGGUGGCCUCAUGAUAAGUGUGAUUACAACUAUUGCCCCUGGGGGGAUUCAUCUGCUGUAAAUUUGGACUUGUCUCAUCCUUUCUUUGCCAAGGCAAUCCAAGCUCUCAAGCCUUUGAGGAUAAGAGUCGGAGGUUCUUUGCAAGACCAAGUGCUGUAUGAGGUAGGAAGUUUGAAGUCCCCUUGUCAUCCAUUUCAAAAGAUGAAAGGUGGAUUGUUUGGAUUUUCAAAGGGAUGUUUACAGAUGAAAAGGUGGGAUGAGCUGAAUCAUUUUUUCGACGAGACAGGUGCCCUUGUGACAUUUGGUUUGAAUGCACUCCAUGGGAGGCACCAGAUUAGUCAUACUGUUUGGGGAGGAGACUGGGAUCCUUCCAAUGCCAAAGAUUUUAUCAAUUACACCAUUUCAAAGGGGUACAAAAUUGAUUCAUGGGAAUUUGGUAAUGAGUUGAGUGGGAAGGGCAUUGGGGCUAGAGUUGGUGCUGCACAGUAUGGGAAAGACUUGAUAAAGCUUAAAGAAAUUUUACGCACAUUAUACAAAAACUCCACGUUCAAACCUUCCCUUGUAGCACCUGGAGGAUUCUAUAAUAAGGAGUGGUUUGAUAAGCUUCUUCAGGUUACAGGUCCAGGCAUAGUCAAUGUGCUGACACAUCAUGUGUAUAAUUUGGGCCCAGGUAGUGAUGAGCAUCUUGACAGGAAGAUUCUAGAUCCUGAGUGCUUGAGCAAGGUUGAAUCAAUUUUUAGCAAUCUUUCAGAAACCAUUCAAAAAUAUGGCCCUUGGUCUUCUGCAUGGGUAGGUGAAGCUGGCGGGGCAUUCAACAGUGGUGGUCGUUCUGUUUCUAACACAUUUGUAAAUAGCUUUUGGUACUUGGAUCAACUUGGAAUAGCAUCCAGAUACAACACUAAGGUUUAUUGCAGGCAGACUUUAAUUGGAGGAAACUAUGGUCUUCUCAAUACCACUACUUUCAUUCCAAAUCCUGACUAUUACAGUGCACUGUUGUGGCAUCAGCUAAUGGGGAAGACUGUUCUUGCAGCUAGUAGUGAUGUUUUUUCACCAUCUUUACGCACUUAUGCCCAUUGUUCAAAAAGCAGAGAUGGUAUAACAUUACUGCUGAUCAACUUAAGCAAUCAGACUCAUUUCACACUCACGGUUCAUGACCGUGUGCCUGUGAGCAAUGGAGGAAAUGAAAAUGCUAAAAGCAUCCAUACAGAAAACUCAUUCUUUAGUCAUCUCAAGAAAGCAUUUUCUUGGAUUGGAACAAAAGGAUCAGAUGUCACAUUCAGGGAGGAGUACCACUUAACUCCAAAAGAUGAUUACCUUAGAAGUCAAACCAUGUUGCUGAAUGGUAUCCCCCUAGAAUUGACAAAUGAUGGAGAAAUUCCAACAUUGGAUCCACUACUCAAUAAUGUACAUUCUCCAAUACACUUGGCUCCUUUAUCCAUUGCAUUUAUUGUAUUCCCCAACUUUGAUGCUCCAGCUUGUGCGGGACUUAGAAAACCUUAACCGAAAAAUCUUGUAGACUAGGUAUUAGGACUAAGGGAAUGUGAGCCCUGCCAUUGAAAUUGUAUUUAAUUGGCUAUAUAUUUGUAUCCACAGCAAAGUUCUAACCACCUUUGCAAUAAUUUAUUAUGAAAGACACUUGCUAGAAGCAUGAUUAUACUUGGUUGGCUCAAA